Messenger RNA from Acyrthosiphon pisum (pea aphid), 1485 nucleotides. RefSeq lists its product as uncharacterized. The transcript is spliced from 3 exons. The coding region runs from base 299 to 1408 and encodes 369 amino acids. Lineage: Eukaryota; Metazoa; Arthropoda; Insecta; Hemiptera; Aphididae. The record is from RefSeq and is a predicted model, not a curated record.
UGUAUAUAUUUGAUUUAAAAAUCUUAACGCUUAAAUAGUUUUAUUAUGGAUUUUGUACGAUGAACGAGUCAAAGUCAAGGUUGAACAAGUCCUGAUUGAACCUUGGACACUCUGUUUGGAUAUGUCUUAUUGUUCGCCUGAUAACUGUAGGUCUCACACAGGGGUUCUCACAUGAGUGUCGGAAGCUCUCUUCUUGUAUUUCUUUUUUUUCGGAACAUUGAAAACCACGCUCUAAUAGUGAUAACUGCAAUACAUUGCAGGGCCGGGUCAUAUCAUCGUCCCGGGUUAUCGUCACACGAUGACCGCCACAGCACCGCUUUAUGGGCCACUGCGGGCAUGCGGCUACGCGUUGGGCGUGUUCCCUUACAUGGUAUCGCAGUCAGCACCGCACAGAUUUCGCCUGCACUGGUUCGGCGCCGCGCUGAAAGCCGUUCACGUGAUUCUGUUCUGGUCGGCCGCCGCAAUCGUUGUCGAGGAGCUGUACCGAAUGCACCCGAGCAGCGCCGAUGACCAUAACCGGCAGGCGCUCGACAAGAAACUGGCCACCACGUCACCAGUGAAGGUCUACGAGCUUUACGUGUAUAUGACGUUCACCACGUCCGCGACGGCCGCCCUGUGCCAAGUGCACAUGUUGCAGCCGUCCGUCGUGGCGCUGGUCGGCGAAUGUCUGCUCCAGCCGCGCGUCCACCAUGGAGGCGGCCGUGUCUGGCCACCGUUCAAGGCUUUCACCAUAGUCGUGUUCGUCGUCUAUGAGUUAGGAAUUUACUUCGUUCUGUCCACGUCGAGGUUCAAUCACCGGUACUUCAUCUGCCUGUUCUCGUUCCUGUCCAACAUCGAUUGCAUCAUGGUCGAACAGUUUUUCUACGUCACGUGCCUGACACUGUGCGUCCGGCUGAAACGGAUCCACGAGGACGUACAGGACCUGGUCCACAAGGCCGAACACCCACGGUGGAGGUGCUGGGCGAGCCCCGCGGCCGAAAAUCUUACUCACUUGGGCAUACCGGCGUUCGGCACAUCGGACAUCCGGCGAUUGAGGUCCGCGCACAUGAGGGCCACGGAGACGUUUUCACGCGUCAACCGCGCAUUUCAACUGCCACUGCUGCUGAACAUGAUCGACAGCGUGUGCCGCAUCGUGUUCUACACGUCUGAGGUGACGUAUCACUUGACCUACGUCAUAUGGGACAAACGCGCAACGAUAACGUACUCGAACACCGUCCUGUACUCGGGCUAUUGGGGUAUGCGAAUCGUCCGGUUGUGGUACCUACACUCGUGCGAGUAUUAUAUCACAAAAAUGAUUAUACCUAUACGGAUUUCAUUGAGCUGGCUUACAUUAACACUAAAUCCAGUCACUAGCAGGAGAUUAAUGCCCGAGGUAUUCACUUUUAAGUUUUUAAAGCAAAAUAAUUAAAAUAUAAUUUAUUUUUAAGUUUAAUAAAAGUUUAAUAAGUUAAACUCAAUUACAAGUUCUUACAUUAUAUAAACAUG